AUGUCGUCGUGGGGUACAGCCCUCGCAGAGCCGGUCCCCAAGUCGGAGUCCGAGGAAGGGAAGCGGGUGCGGCGCAAGGCUGGCACUGCUGGCUUUUCGCAGCAACUGAGGAGCCUCUUCAGGGUGACAGCCACGAGCGCCUCUCCUGGCUGUCGAGGCUUCCCCAGGCUGCGGCCCCGCUCUGCUUCUGCAGAGUCUUGCAGAGGUGAAUAUGACCACGAUGUCCACCGGUGCAGCCAUGCCCGCACACGUAAGCCUCGAGGCAACGGCGACCACCAUACAAGAGUAGAUCCCCCAUUCAGCGUAGCGCAUGUCCUUCUCUGCCCUUACCAGGCGUUUUUUUUACCACCUCACACUCGCCAGUGGUGGAGCCGUUGA
Molecule: messenger RNA, 378 nt
Organism: Leishmania mexicana MHOM/GT/2001/U1103
Lineage: Eukaryota; Euglenozoa; Kinetoplastea; Trypanosomatida; Trypanosomatidae
Exons: 1
Coding region: 1-378 (125 amino acids)
Source: RefSeq, a predicted model, not a curated record